CAGGCAGGGCUUUCCCCCCUGCUCAGACUGGGGCGGAUGAUGGAGCUGGGGCUGGUCCUGGUCCUGCUUGGACUGGAUGGGACUUGCUGAGCUCCCUUGUGGCUCCCUGCCAGGGACCUCCCACCGCUGCCUGUGAUUCUAGCACCAGCACAUCCGCUACAACCCUUUGCGGGACGACUGGGUCCUGGUGUCUGCCCACAGGAUGAAGCGCCCCUGGCAGGGGCAGGUGGAGAAGCCGGUGCAGGAGGAUGUGCCCCGCUAUGACCCGUCCAACCCGCUGUGCCCUGGGGCAACGCGAGCUAAUGGGAAGGUGAAUCCCGAGUAUGAGAGCACCUUUGUCUUCGACAACGACUUCCCUGCACUGGAGCCAGAUGCCCCAGAGCCCGAUGUUGGCGACCACCCCUUGUUCCGAUCAGCCUCUGCCCAAGGAGUUUGCAAGGUGAUGUGCUUCCACCCCUGGUCCGACAUGACGCUGCCGCUCAUGGCGCUGCCCGAGAUCCGGGCAGUGAUUGACAAGUGGGCAGAGCUUGCGGUAGAGCUGGGUGCCACCUACCCCUGGGUACAGAUCUUUGAGAACAAGGGGGCCAUGAUGGGCUGCUCCAACCCGCACCCUCACUGCCAGGUCUGGGCCAGCAACUUCCUGCCCAAUGAGGCACGGCUGGAAGACCGGACACAGCGGGAGCACCUGCAGGCGCACGGCCAGCCCCUGCUGCUGGAGUACGGCCGGCUGGAAGCCCAGAGGAAGGAGCGGCUGGUGGUGGAAAACACUGACUGGCUGGUGGUGGUGCCCUACUGGGCUGUGUGGCCCUUCCAGACCCUGCUCCUGCCCCGGCGCCACGUCACCCGGCUCCAGGACCUCAGCGCCGAUGAGCGAGACAGCCUGGCCUCCAUCAUGAAGAGGCUCCUCACCAAGUAUGACAAUCUCUUCGAGGUCUCCUUUCCUUACUCCAUGGGGUGGCACGGUGCCCCCACGGGCCCCCACCUGGGGGAGGACUGUGGGCACUGGCUGCUCCAUGCCCACUACUACCCACCCCUGCUCCGCUCGGCCUCUGUCCGCAAGUUCAUGGUGGGCUACGAGAUGUUGGCUCAGGCCCAGCGUGACCUGACACCUGAGCAGGCUGCCCAGCGCCUCCGGAGCCUGCCCGAAGAGCACUACCGCACGAGGGCCCAGGCCGCGCAGUGAUGGGGCCGGGGGGCUGCCGGCCUCGGGGCGGAGAUGGCUUGUAUUUGCAUCUCCAGGACUUGCAUUGGAGGGAACUACAUUGCAGCAUGAUGGGAGAAUGGGCUCAGCCCUGCCAACUCGUGUCACUUGUGAGCGGUCCAAGCCCGAGGGCCGUUUCUGGGUGGAGGCUUGGGGCUCCCUGCACUCCUGGCUCCUCUUGAGCCAGGCUCCCAGGCCAUGCUGCUGAACAUAUUUGCUGCUGCUGUUCCUUAACCCCUCGUGCCUGUGCCUGCAGCCGCCCCAUCUCACUCAGGCUCCUGCCAGUCAGUUCUCCCUCUACCUCACCUACCUCUGGGAAGAGCUGCCUGGCUGGGCUGGGGACUAGGAGGGCUCUGUGCCUCUGUCCCCUUCCCCCUGCCUUCCAAUAAACCAUGCAGACCAAA
Alligator mississippiensis (American alligator) is the source of this 1605-nucleotide messenger RNA. It is a transcript of the gene GALT, whose product is annotated as galactose-1-phosphate uridylyltransferase. Bases 203 to 1183 code for a protein of 326 amino acids. NCBI's taxonomy places the organism in Eukaryota, Metazoa, Chordata, Crocodylia, Alligatoridae. Gene Ontology annotation, molecular function: zinc ion binding; UDP-glucose:hexose-1-phosphate uridylyltransferase activity. Gene Ontology annotation, biological process: beta-D-galactose catabolic process via UDP-galactose, Leloir pathway. The record is from RefSeq and is a predicted model, not a curated record. Gene Ontology annotation, cellular component: cytoplasm. The transcript is spliced from 11 exons.